Molecule: messenger RNA, 3597 nt
Organism: Pararge aegeria (speckled wood butterfly)
Lineage: Eukaryota; Metazoa; Arthropoda; Insecta; Lepidoptera; Nymphalidae
Gene: Chsy
Product: chondroitin sulfate synthase 1
Exons: 6
Coding region: 312-2918 (868 amino acids)
Cellular component (GO): Golgi cisterna membrane
Molecular function (GO): glucuronosyl-N-acetylgalactosaminyl-proteoglycan 4-beta-N-acetylgalactosaminyltransferase activity
Source: RefSeq, a predicted model, not a curated record
GAGUCAAACGGGUUUCCAGUAUCGUCACCGUAAAAUGAACGGCUCGCAUUUCGACACGCGUCGCGCCUCGCCGCGCUCGCUCCGUCCGCGCAGUCGAUAGCAUCUGCAAAUUCGAUAUUUAGAUCGUGACACCGCGAUACUUGUGAUCGAUUUUGCGUGACGUGAUAAUUUGCCCGGCAAUGUGAUCUGUCAAAAUGCCUAGAACCGCCCGCUUAUGCUAUCCCCGCGAAUAAGUUAUAAGGCAUAUUCCUGGAAUGCACGUGCGGUCGCCGGGGAACAGUGGAUGUGUUUGUUGAGGUAGUCCUGUUAAGAUGCCGCGAAGGAGUAAAUGGAUGCAUCUCGUGGCCGGCGUAGUUGCCGGCGUCACAUUCGGUGUAUUCCUAAAAUUGUGCUUAAGACCUUCCUCGAGGACUUCUAUAGAAGCUUGUGCAGAUUCUGCUAAAUUGUAUGUCGCGCCAGAUCCCUUGGCGAUUGUUGAUUUAAAGUCUGAUGAAACUUUGUUCAACUCUAAUAGAACUUUAGUGUUUGUUGGUGUUAUGACAGCUGAACAGUAUUUGACUAGUAGGGCGAGAGCUGUUUACGAAACGUGGGCGCAGGACCUGCCCGGAAGGAUUGCUUUCUUCAGUUCGGAGGUUUCGCGUGCGCCGGGAUUGCCCUUGAUCCCGCUGCGUAGUGUUGACGAUAGUUACCCUCCUCAGAAGAAGUCCUUCCUGAUGUUGCUGUACAUGUAUGAACACUACGGCGAGAGGUUCGAGUGGUUCAUGCGUGCAGAUGAUGAUGUUUAUGUGAGGGGUGAUAAGUUAGGGGAGUUUUUACGUUCAGUUGACAGUAGGAAACCUCAGUUCAUCGGGCAGGCGGGGCGAGGAACGAAUAAUGAAAAGGACGCUUUAGCUUUGGAUUACAAUGAAAACUUUUGUAUGGGUGGGCCCGGAGUGCUGAUAUCUCGAGAGACAAUGAGGAGAGUCGCCCCUCACGUCAAGUAUUGUUUGAAGCACCUUUAUACGACACACGAAGACGUCGAGCUGGGUCGAUGUGUUGCCAAAUUCGCCGGCGUUUCUUGCACCUGGAGCUAUGAUAUGCAGACGAUCUUGCACCACAAUGGCAGCGGCGCGGAAGCGUAUACUGGGCGACUCAAGAAGCGAGAGGUGCAUCGUGCCAUCACUCUCCAUCCAGUCAAAGACCACAGGCAAAUGUAUAGGCUCCACACUUAUUUUAAGAAUCUUCGCAUCCAGGAUCUUCGAGAGCAGUCCCUGGAUCUGCACAGGGAUAUUCAGUCGUCGGCGCGCGAGCUUGGUGUGGAAGGAACCCAUGUUAACAAUUUCGUACUACCCGGCGGCGUGCCACUAUUCACAGCGAAAAUGGGGGAGCCUGGUUAUUUAGGAGACAAUAGGAUAUUAGGUGCCCCGAUAGAUUUCAACCGAUACAAAGCAAACAAAGUGGAGGACAUUGUACCGUUCGACUUCAUCACCAAGUCCAUUCACUCCGUCAGCCACUCCAACCCUAAACGAAGAGUGGAAACUCCUCUGAAAGAAGCACUGGACGACGUCAUACGAGAAGUGAUGGAGAUCAUCAACGCGCCGUCCCGCCAGCGAGGUCGAGUGAUAGACUUCAAUGAGCUGCUGUACGGCUAUACUCGCUUGCAGCCCGUACACGGAGUCGACCACGUGCUGGACUUGCUGCUGAAGUACAGACGGUAUCGAGGCAGGAAGAUGACCGCCGCUGUUAGGAGGCACGCGUACUUGCAGCAGUCUUUUACAGGAACUGAAAUACGCGAGCUACCGAUGGGGGAACCAGCUCCAAUCGAGGAAGCAGAAAUAUUAGAGCAACUUGAGCUCAAUGUAAAGAACUAUCAGAACGACAACGAAGACUUCGAUGAUCCAAACCAAAAUCAGAACAGCUUCCUCGAUAUUGGCAACAUAAAUGUUAGACAAGCUUUUGAGAAUAGCUUGCUUAAGAUACACAAUAACUUGCCAAAAAUGCUUCAGUGGAGUAACGAUAAUUAUGAGUAUGCGGUUUAUUACAGGCAGAUCCACUUUAUACUACCCCUAUUGGGACGAUUCGAAACAUUCAAUAGAUUCAUGAAAAAUUACGAAGACAUCGUUUUGAAAAGCGAUCAGCCUGUUUCACUCAUUGUUGUUUUAUUCUUAGAUACCGAAAGCCCUUUAGAUUAUGAGAACUCUGAAACUUUAGUCAAACAUUUUAAAAGUCUUUAUGGGAAAGAUAUAAGAAUAGUUGCAAUGGGUGCAACCACCUUCUCAAGAGGUGCAGCUCUUACAGAAGGCUUAAAGGAGUGUUCAAGUGAUGAUUUAGUGUCCUUUAUAGACGUGGACAUGAUGUUCAACCACAUAUCACUUAGAAGAAUUAGAAUUAAUACAGUUAAAUACAACCAAGUGUACUUUCCAAUUGUAUUCAGUCAAUACAAUCCUGAAGUGGUGUACAGUGAUGAUUAUAAUAAAUUUAAGGAGGAGAUUACUGAAAAUACCGAAGCAGACAAUGCUGAAGAGAACAAUGAUGAUGAUACUAAAACUGAGACGGAGUUAGCUAAUUUGAAGUAUAGUGGUGAUAUAGACAAUGAUUUCGGUUACUUUAGACAGUACGGUUUCGGUAUACUUAGUAUUUUUAAAUGUGACUUUGAAAGGGUCGGUGGUUUCGAUUUAAAUAUAAAAGGUUGGGGAUUAGAGGAUGUGCAGUUGUUCGAGACGUUGAUAAAGUCGAACUUGACAGUGUACAGGAUAGCUGAUGAGACUUUGGUGCAUAUCUUCCAUUCGGUGGACUGUGAUAGCAAGUUGGAGAAAAGUCAGUUCCUUAUGUGUCUGGGAACGAAAGCGUCGACAUACGGGAGCGACAAGCACAUGACAUAUUAUAUGUUAAACCAUCCUGAAGUAUUAUGGCCGCAGAAGGUGAAAGGUGCUAGCUAGUAUAGGGUAAAAAUUAGGCUAAGCUGAUCGCACAUUGCAGCUUGUUGCGCCGUCGCGAACGUAAAGGAAAUCAAUGUCGCAGACGCGGUAGCUUCGUUGAUAACUUUGAUAAUUUUGUCGGCUGCAUGAAAUCAUGUCACUGGUGCUAGUCGCCGACAAGAUUCUCUUAAAAUAAAACUGCCAUUGAUGCUGUGCCGAUAUGUCAAAGGCUGUAUAGACUCCUUUACGUAUUUUUCAGUACUGGAAAUAAGUGCUUAUGAAAAUUUUGGUACUUAUUAAGUUACGCCUUUGGUAACAUACUUGUGAUAACUAAAAAGAGUUUGAACGAAUAAUUACGUAUAUCUUAAGCGAUCGUAAUUAACACGGUAUUAUCCACGAUAGAAUUGAUAACCCUUUUUUGGUACUUGUCUAAAAAAAGCAGUCUAGCCCACGGGCUUAUAUAUAUGACCUUUUUUCUUCAAUUUAAUUCUUUUUUUUAAUAGCAAUCUAUUCAAAGAUGUGUUGUAUGCGAUACGUAUUUGCAUUUUCAGUACUGUGAAUUAAUAAUUGCGCGUGCGUUACCGACUGUAAUGUGCUAUCAGCAUUAUUUUGAAAAUUAUGACAAUUGUACCUAUUCAAAAUUAUUUGUUUUUGAUAGUGAUAUUACUUUGGUUGAAAGGUCCAUUGGCAGCUAUGAAGU